UUCAAUUCCUCAAUUCAGUUCCAAGCUUCCAGCCCUCCGGGAUGGACUCCCACCACCCCUCGCCGGAAUACAGCUCGCUCCUCCUCGCCGGCCCUCGUGCUGGCGCUCUGAAACAAGCUCACGCGCGCAUCAUCGUCACAGGCCACAGUCGCUCCCUCCCCUUCAUCACCAAGCUGGCCACGCUCGCCGUCGCAGCUGGCGCCGCCCCGUACGCGCACCUCCUCGCGACCUCCCACCCCGCACCCGACUCCUUCCUCUUCUCCUCCCUCACGCGUGCGGCCGCGCACCACGGCCUCCCGGUCGCCGCUAUUGCCUUCUACCGCAGCCUCCUCUCCGCCGCCCUUCCUUUCUCCAGUUUCACCUUCACCGCCGUCGCCAAGGCCUGCGCCGACCUGUCCGCCAUCCGAACCGGCACGGCCAUCCACGCGCACUCCAUCGUCCUCGGGUUUGGCUCGGACCGUUUCGUGCUGACGUCGCUUCUUGUGCUGUAUUCCAAGUGCGGCCAACUGGGUGUUGCACGCAAGCUGUUCGAUGCAAUUCGUGAUAGAGGUGUUGUCGCUUGGAACGCGAUGAUUUCUGGGUACGAACAGAAUGGGCUUGCCGAGCGGGGGAUCGAGGUGUAUAGGGAGAUGCAGGCGGCGAAGGCGGUGCCUGACUCCAUGACGUUUGUAGCCACGCUCUCUGCUUGCGCACAGGCUGGUGCACUGGACUUGGGGCGUGAAGUGGAGAAACGUAUUGUUUCUGAAAGAAUGGACAUCAGUGUGUUUCUUGGCUCUGCUCUUGUGAACAUGUAUGCCAGGUGUGGUGUUGUGGACAAAGCUCGCAGAUGGUUCGAUGCGCUCCAGGAGCGGAAUGUGGUUACAUGGACUUCCAUGAUCGCUGGAUAUGGAAUGCACGGCCAUGGUCAUGAGGCGAUCAAGCUGUUCCAUUUGAUGAGACGCGAGGGGCCGCCACCCAAUCAUGUCACGUUUGUUGCUGUUCUAUCUGCAUGUGCACACGCUGGGUUAGUCAUGGAGGGUCGUGAUGCUUUUGACUGCAUGAAGAGGAUCUAUGGACUGGUCCCUCGUGUCGAGCACUAUUGUUCUAUGGUUGAUAUGUUUGGAAGGGCUGGACUUCUUGAUGAAGCAAUGCAAUUUAUAAGUGAUUAUAUGCCUGGAGAGCCAGGGCCUGAAGUUUGGACAGCAGUACUUGGGGCAUGCAAGAUGCACAAGAAUUUUAUUCUUGGGGUGGAGGUGGCUGAGCGAUUGAUUGCUCUCGAACCUGAGAAUCCAUCCUACCAUGUUUUGCUUUCUAAUAUUUAUGCUCUGUCUGGUAAAAUGCACCAUGUUGAGAAGGUGAGGAAUACCAUGAUUAAGAGAAGAUUGAAGAAGCAGAUAGGAUUCAGCUUGAUUGAGCUAGGAGGUACUUCCCAUUUAUUUCGCAUGGGUGAAAAGUCUCAUCCACAGACUACAGAGAUUUACCAGUACUUGGAAGAACUGAUUCAUAGGAUUAGUGCUGCUGGCUACAUGCCUGAAACUGAGUCAGUUCUGCAUGAGUUAGAAGAGGAGGAGAGAGAGGGUGCACUUAGAUAUCACAGUGAAAAAUUGGCAGUAGCAUAUGGGCUCAUGAUGAGCGUUGGGAGCACCACUCCUAUCAGAGUAAUAAAAAACCUGAGGAUAUGCGGGGAUUGCCAUCUCGCCAUCAAGUUUAUGUCAGCUGUGGAGAAUCGGGAGAUUGUUGUCAGGGAUAAGCACCGUUUUCACCAUUUUAAAGAUGGCAAGUGUUCUUGUCUGGAAUAUUGGUAACAAACUCUCAUCUGUCGUUAGGUACAGUUGCCUGGUAAUAGUCACCAACAAAAUAGUAUUAUGGAAAUGAACAACUACAUUCACAUACACCGCCUGUCCUGGAAUUCUGCCAUCAAUUAUCACCAGUACUAGAAGAUAACCUCUUCAGGGUAUUCUACUUCAAGCUGUGGGGUGAUUUUUUGUGAUACAUAGUCCUGAUAUUGCAUCAAAAUACGAUUGCUUACCUCCAUCCAUUUCAUUGUCAGAUGGGUCCAAUGCUUCUCAUUUUUCUGAACAUCCACAAUACCAGCGACCUACAUAUUUCUGAACUCCCAACAUAAUUUAAAGGGUCAGGAUGCUGAAAGACAACAAAACAGCUCUGGUAUUCUUUGCUAGCUCAUCCGAAAGAUUGAAGAGCGAGGUACAGUGCAUGCAUCCAAGUACCAUUCUUAUGUGGUUGGACUUUUGCUUUCGAUAAUUCUGUCUCGGUCCUCAAUAAUGCCUGCAAGGAGGGCACAUCAAGUCCAACACCAGUUUUCUGAAGCAAAUUCGUCUGUCUAAUCCAUGCAGCAGAAGCUGUAUAUAAUCGACUACAUUUGAAGCCUUGUUCUGAAGAUUGCCCACAUUGGUGAGUGGUGACUGACACCCAUUAAGGUCGUGUGUAAGUUUGUAAAUUGCAACUACUAAACGGCCAAGACUAGAGGAUUAUUGAGUUCCAUGUACCAAACUUUAUGUUCCAUUGAGGAAUAAUGAGCAAAAUACACUUCACUUCAAAUGGAGACCGCCCUUGUGACUUGUGAGCACGGACUUACUUUGUCAUUGUCCUUUCGGAGGUACAUUAUCCUUGAUUCCUUGUCACUUGCAUGCUACCAGCUUUCAUCAGAGCAAAUCAGGGCAUGCCCAGCAGGUAGCCCUAGGGGCAAAUUUGACAAUUUUGACCUUUGGACGAAAUCAAUUCACAGAAUGAACUGCCCGUGAAACUAUUUCACUCCCCUGACCCUUUUGUGUAGCGCUCGCUACGCAGGCGCCACAUCCUACGGUGUAACCCCCAGCUCGGGGGCGUUGCACGCCAGUCCACCGUGGCAGCCCCUGGGCCCGCACCCAGCAGUGCAGCGCCUCCGAGCUAGGUGCCACACAUGUAAUGUGCAGCGCCUA
This is a messenger RNA of Triticum aestivum (bread wheat), 2918 nucleotides long. RefSeq names its product pentatricopeptide repeat-containing protein At2g33760. Gene Ontology annotation, biological process: RNA modification. The transcript is spliced from 2 exons. Bases 42 to 1784 code for a protein of 580 amino acids. The record is from RefSeq and is a predicted model, not a curated record. NCBI's taxonomy places the organism in Eukaryota, Viridiplantae, Streptophyta, Magnoliopsida, Poales, Poaceae. Gene Ontology annotation, molecular function: zinc ion binding; protein binding; RNA binding.